This is a messenger RNA of Mesorhabditis spiculigera, 438 nucleotides long. The record is from the annotation of a GenBank genome assembly. Lineage: Eukaryota; Metazoa; Nematoda; Chromadorea; Rhabditida; Rhabditidae.
AUGAGGUCGUUGGUGUUGCUGUUUGUUUGUUGUGGAGUUGCCGCGGCUUUUCUAGGCUUUGAAUUGGGCACGUUACAAUCGGCUGGGGCUCAGGGUAUUUUAAUGUGCAAUGGGAAGCCGUAUACUCAUGCUAAGGUCAAAUUCUGGGAGGUUGAUAUUGGACCCAUCCCUGAUGAUUUUUUGAUGGAAACUGAAGCUGAUCAAAAGGGAUGCUUCAAAAUUCAAGGAAAUCAAACUGAAACCGGCUGGAUCGAGCCGAAACUGACGAUUUUCCACGAUUGCGACGAUGAAACUGUGGAAUGCCUCCGAAAGUUGACAAUCUUCAUCCCCCAAAACUUCAUCACCCAAAAUUCUACGACUCCGGAGAGGUAUUUCGACAUUGGCGUCGUCAACCUGGCCGCCCGUUUCGGUACUGGGGAUGAUCACGAUUGCAACAAU